Molecule: messenger RNA, 16685 nt
Organism: Podarcis lilfordi (Lilford's wall lizard)
Lineage: Eukaryota; Metazoa; Chordata; Lepidosauria; Squamata; Lacertidae
Source: the annotation of a GenBank genome assembly
AGCGUACUACAAGUAUUAAGCAUUUCUACCAUGAUAUUGUGAUUAAUUCAGCCAAAGAUACUUUCACAUUGAGAAGUCAUGAAUUCAUACACGUUUGUCACACAGCAUCUAAGAAAUGUUCUGGAAUUCGUUACAAAUUCAGUAAACAGCAGCCCAUUCCUGACAUCUGAUCUCAGAUGGGACCCUAUGCCAUAUCCCACUCUUUAUAAGAAUGUAUCCUUGGCCAUCCUGGCUGGGGCUGAUAGGAGUUGUAGUCCAAAACGUCAACGCUUCCGCUUCUUCUGCCCUAAUUUAUGCUUCUCACGCGAGGCCAUUCCAUUCCACUGCACAUGCAAUAAUAUAUUUUAUCCAUGGACUCUAGAGACUCAGCUACCUCCUCUCGCAGGUCCUGUUACAGGUCACCUGUAUCCUGACUGCCAGCUUACUCUGAGCAAGCUGUUAAGAAACAAAGCUGCCCCCCUGACCCCCCCACUCCGCCGCCCCUUCCAAUCAAAUUCUGCUGCGGGGGGUGGGUCGUACAAUUGCCUGUUUUAAAGAGCAGCGAAGGAAGGAAACACUCUGCACAUGUUCAAGGGCACUUUCCCCUAGCAUCUCGCCCAUUCCAGGGCCGGAGACGGGCUACUGGAGAAGCAGGCCCCAGGCUGCACCUGGGUCCUGCUACAGGUUUCAUGCUUAAAACGUGGACAGCUCCGGCCGAUUGCCAGUGAGCGGGGCAGGAUCUGACCGCCAAAGCCUGUGUCAAGCGGCACGUAGCGCGCUCUGAAUGGGAGGCGCCCACCUUGCCUGCCGGGCGAGGAGCAAGGCAGGGAAAAGGCCGGCAGCCAGAGCAGCUGGCGCUGCCGCCGCCUCCUAAUCCGAUCCCCGCGAGGGCUGCCAGGGACAAGCCUCUCCCCUCCGCCCCUUCCAGGCAGCCCCACCCCGGCCAGCCUCCCGCCCGCUCCGCUUCCCGGCAGGCUCCGAGGAACUGGCUAGGCCGUAGCCCUGCCUCUUGGCCGGCUCUCCCUCGCCGCUCAUUGGCUCUCGCCUCGCCAGGGGGGCCGCGACGCUCGGGCGCCGUGACAAGCCAAGGAAGGGGCCGGCCUCGGGAAGCAGCCCAGCGCCGCCGUGUCACAGCCGCCGGGCGACAGGGUUGCAGCCGCCACCGCCACUGCCGCCGCUCGGAGGAACAAGUGAGUUUCCUCUCGCAGGGAUCGCGACCCAGCCCGGCCCUCCCCUCGCGGGGCGGGGACGCCUCCCGGCUCCAUCCUCCGCUCUGCCUCGGGGCUCCUGGCGCCAGGAUCUCCCUCGCCUUCUCCCUCGCUAUGCAGCCUCUCCCUUUCUCCCUCCACAGCCUGCGGAUUACUCAUCACUCGUUCCCAUCUCUCUCUCUCUCCUCCCCACCCCAUGCCGCCCACUCCGCGCGCGCUUUCCCUUCCUCCUCCUCCUCCAUCCGUUUUUAUGAGUCACUCCGGGGUUUUGGGUGGGGGCCCAUCCGCGUCACGAGCUCAUGCACGCGCCGGCGGGUGACUCCCUGCGCGCACCGCGUGCCCAAGGGCUGCUGAGCAUCACGCCGGGAUCUGGGGAGUUGGCUGGGAGGGCGGCAGGCAGAGGAUGCGAGCGACAGGUAGCGGCACAUAGCGGGAUACGCGGAGCAGACCUCUCCAAUCCACCUUCAACUCCCCGGGUUCUGUGGCGGGAUAGUCUUGAAAGACGGGAGUCUCUCUCUCGCUCUCUCUCGCUCUCUCUCUCCCUUGGCUUCAAGGUCCCAGGGUGGGUAACAACAUUAAAGCACAAUUGAGAACAACUAACAACCGGGAAAAUAAGGUGAGCCCUGAAAUUAGAUGCCCCAGGUGUCAAAGUCAGAGGCAAGCAUCCUGCGGCAUCCUGUCAACAUCCUGUGGCAGCUGUAUGAUGAAGGUACUGGAUGCAUCUCUGUGGGAAGGGGGCUCCACAGCUUAGGGGCUGCCAUGGAGAAUGGCCUCUCUUGGGGCACCAGCACCCCAGACUCUGAGGGUGGAGGAAGUACCAAGAGAGCGCCCCCCUCCGCCUGCCAAUCUCAGCACCCAGGAAGGUCUGUGGGGCUUCUUUCAUCCCUGAGCUUCUUCACAUGCCUCCUGUUGGAUGGCCCACUUUUUGUUUCAUUUUCUCGCAUUUAAUAGCCCACCUUUUUCUCCAAGGAGCUCAAGGUGCAUGGUUCUCCCUCCUCUCAUUUAGUCCCCUCAACCUCCCUGUGAUUUAGGUUAGGCGGAGAGGAAAUGAAUGGCCCAAGGCCACCCAGUGAGUUUCAUGGACCAGUGGGGAUUUAAACUCUGGUUUCCCAGGUCCCAGUUGGGCAUUCUAACCACUAUACCACACUGGCUCCCAAGAGGACUGCAGAGAGAGAGACUGAAGACUUCCCUGUUUUCUUUAUUUUGCUCCCAUUUGCUCAGACAUGCACCUCUUCUCUUACAGGGUUUUUUUUCUGGCCAGAUAAUAUAUUUUAUUUUUAAAACACCAGCUUUACUUCAGAGGCUUCUAUCUAGUUUGAAACAUCACAACUUCAUAUAAGCAAAUGGGUCAUCACUUCGGACCAUAGAAUUGUAGAGUUGGAAGGGACCCCAAGGGGCAUCUAGUCCAACCCCCCGCAGUGCAGGAAUCUUAACUAAAGAAUCCCUGACAGAUGACUGGCCAAGUUCUGCAUGGAUGGAGCGAUGUGUGUGUAGAAAUCCUUACUUUUUGCAUGGCUGGCUUGUCGCCUACUAUACCCAUGCCAGGACAAACUGAUCCAUAAAGCAUGCUGUGAUUUCAGCAGACCAUUGUAGGACCAUUGCUGGUUGUGGCAUCUCCUCCCAUUUUUAACCUGGCCAUGUCCUAUUUCUUUUAUUUAUUAAUUUUCUUACAUCUAUAGUCAGUAGUGGCUGGUGAGCACUCUUCAGGAAACGACUUGGCGCAUGGCUGCAGGAGCAUCAGAUUGACUCUGCUGUCAUGUGCCACACAAAGCUUCCCCAUGCCGCUUCACUGGCCCAUGCUGUAUAUAGCUCACCUUGGUUCCAUGUGGUCUACAUGUGGUUCCUGGUGGUCAAACAUCCAGGCACUGACAAGAUCUGUUCCCGCAAGGCAGUGGCCUCAUGUGUCUUCAGGCCAUAUCCUGGGUUCUAGGAAAAAAGUGCUGGCAUAUACUUUGUGUACUCUUGGCUGUGUGCUAUAGUGCCAAACUGAAUGCUUGGUAGGUUAUAGACACACCAAGUAUAGACACACUCAUAGUAUUAAUGUGGAUACAGUCUUAAGUAACUACUCAAGUCGAGGAUUUCAGACUUGACUAUUCCUCCUAACCCAGGAAUUGUGUUGAUCAUCCACUGUUAGUACAAGCUAAAUUGACAGAAGGUCUGAGGGAGAACCCAGUGGUGUGGUUUGCUUCUUGGAAAUUAAAGUAAUUUCCUGCAUUUUAACAUAGAACUGCCUUCUGCAGCUCUUUGGCCUCUUGGUAGACCAGCAGCAAGUACAGAAAUAAAAAAUGCUUGUGAAGCUUUUCAGGUUAAAAAGGAAAGGAGAGGUGACCUCUUGAUACCUUGCUGGUCUCCAGAUGAAAUUGACUAAUUUCCUUGUUCAUGCCAUUUUCACCCACUAAUGAGAAUAGAAUUCAAAUCCCUGAAAUUUUAUUAGGUUCAAUCUGUAUCUCUGCAUGUUCUUUGUAUGCAGUCUCUGCAGGAAAGCUUCAGAGUAUUUGUUCUAAUAAUACUGCAGAUAAAGUCUUUAUCGGCUUUUUAUUUUUUAUUUUUGAAUAUUGCUGUUGUGCCUCACAGGGUUUCCAUCCAAAAGGAUUAUUCCUUCCAGAGAGAAUUUGUGAAUAUUGGAGGCUGACAUUUUUCUUUGACGCAAGGAGUAUGAUGUUUGUUAUUUUAAUCAUUGCCUGGGUAACAGUAGGGGCAUGACAAAUGGGAUUUAAAGGGCAACCAACAUUUCCAGACGUGAAUCUUGAUGUGAGCCUUAGUGUUGAUGUAACCUCUAUAAGCUCAGCUUCAAGUGCUAGAAAAUAAGCAACUUAACAUGUAUAUUGAUUUACCUGUUUUUAUUGUACUGGCUCAAUUUUGCUUAGGCACAUAUUCUGCUGCGUAGAAGGCUCAAGGGCUAGGAAUCUCUCUAAUGGGAUGUAAAGAACCCUCUUGCGCUUAACAGGCAGGAUCCCCUAUGUAUGUAUGGAGGAACUCUUGAGCAAAGCACCAGCAUAUCAGCAACUUGGGGAAUGGUGGAGAUGUGAGAAGAUCACAUCAUCCUUGUAUGCGAGUAAAAGCGAAAGUCGUGCUUUCAGGUGGUACGAAAGUGACCUUGUACAUAUCUGAUAACUUCCCCAGUUUUGCUUGUUCCUGCUUUGUUGGAGAGCAUUGUGCGCGAGUUCUAAUGGUCUUUGAAAAACAAACUUUCAGCACAUAAGCUUGGGCCCUAAGAUAAGAUAACUUAAUCAAGUUCAUGGGAGGAAUUCUUCCUGUCCCUUCCUCCCAUUUGCAGCCACUCGCUUCCCUGAAUGGAGAAUGGAGAGAGACAUUUGUAUGGGUAGAAGCCUCUGACUUUGGCAUGGAUGGAAUUUAGCCUGCUGUGUAAAGAUAAAGAGUCACAUCCAUUGCUCUGACUGCUUUUGCCUCCGGCCCCACCUACCACCGGCAAUGUGGACCCAACCCUUCUGCUUAGCCUCACUGUGACAUGAGUUGAGUUUGCUCUCCCUCCUUUGUGUCCUUGCAGAAGAUGUCUGGGGAACUGUCCUUGCACAUCGACACCAAGGAGCCACGAUGGGACCAGAGCAGCUUCACAGGGAGAGCAAAACACUUCUUCACGGUGACAGAUCCUCGCAACCUUCUGCUCUCUAGCAAAACUCUGGAAGAGGCCCGGAGGGUGAUUGAGGAUUACAGGUUCUCUUGUUAGUCUGGGGAUUGCUUUGGUCCUUAGAGAAUGACAAGGAAGGCAGUGCCAGGAGUGAGGGGGUGAGGUUGUGGGGAAUCCUGAUGUUGUGCUAUCUAGAGGCUUUUAAAGCACUUGGUGUUAGCUGUCCUCUAAUUCCUGGAAUUCGUAGAUUCUUCUUAGCACUCUGGAGUGGCUUGUUGACUUUCAAUAUAGUGGCUCUGGGAAAGCAGAAGCAGGGAGAACGAACUCCUAGGAAGAGGGAUGCACUUUUAGAAGGAAUGGAAAGAUGAAGCUUAGAGAAUAAGUUUAUUUACAGGCCACUUUCCCAAAGGAUGCUCCAAGUGGCUCACAAGAAAAGCAAACAAAUCAAUUUAUAGGUGCAACGAAGACAUAAAUAUAUCAUAAAUGCAGUCUUUUGUGUUCCCAUUAGCAAACAAACAUAUUAGUAUUAACGAUUCCCUCAUUAGUAUUAAUGUCUCCUCCAGUGACUACUGGCCAUUGGUGACAGAGCAUUAGCAUAGUCCCAAACCAUUUCCCUGUCUACACAUCCUAUUCCAAACCCAAUAUUUUGAAUUAAUCAGAACAUUCAAAGGAACCCAUCCAAGACUAUCCACAGGGCAACUGGUUCAUUUGAAGAGUCUCCUUGCAUUUCACAGUGUACAUGAAUAGAGAGGAGUGUUGAGGGGUACAGUACCUCUGGUCAUUGCUAAUACAGCUAUUCUUACCUCCCAAACUGACCCCGCCUCUUCCUAGUACAGUGCGUUGAUACUUCCUGCCCCAGCAACCUCCACAGCAAAUCUUCUCAUUUCCCUAAACUGCCUCCAAUCUUCUUUCCUUUUCUUGAUUGUUUCAGGAAAGGGAAGGUGUCGCCAGGAUUGACUGAGGACCAACUAUGGCGGGCGAAAUACAUCUACGACUCGGCUUUCCACCCGGACACUGGCGAGAAGAUGAUCCUGAUUGGGCGAAUGUCGGCCCAGGUGCCCAUGAACAUGACCAUCACUGGGUGCAUGCUCACUUUCUACAGGUACGUGCACAACUUCUAAGGUCCUAUUGGUGACCACGCAAACUGCAGCGUGACAACAGCCUUACAUUUAAUGUAAUGCAGCAAUUUAGAGGCCUAAUUUGAAGCAGUUGGCUGUGAUAGGGGUUUAACACUGUUCCCCUCUCUCCCCUGCCUUGGUGCUCAAGUUGCUCUUAGCUGCAGGUUAGGGGAAAAAGACAAAUACUAUAUGGGCAAGUACCCCUGAGGGAAAUGCCAGCUUUGGGGCAGGAAGAGGGAGCAAUCUAACAUUGUGGCUGGGGGGAAGAAUUAACCCCAUUUUCCCCCAUGCCAUGGACCUUACCUAGGGUUGCCAUAUUUCAAAAAGUGAAAAUCCAGACACAAAAGUUGUUGAGUUUUCUAUUUUUAAGGAAAAUCGACACUGCCAACAAGGGUUGCCAUACACCUGGAUUUUCCCAGACAUUUUAGCAAUUUCUGCCGGGACACUGCUUCCGACUGCAAUAUCCUGGCUAUGUCUGGGAAAUUCUGGAGUUAUAGCAACCCUACCUCACCCAAAUUGCCCCUAACAUCAGCUAGUUUUAAUGAAAUAAAAAAGACAGAGAUCUGUUCAUGGAUUUUCUGUGUUGGAUGUAGUUUGGCUCUAAAUCUGAAGGAGAAAGGAAGUGCUGUGUAUGGCGUGGAACAGUGGCAUUGAAACUGCAUGCGUACCUCAUUGAGUGCUUUUGUGUGUAUGUAUGGAGGAGGGGCUGCGAGAAGCACACACCAAAUCAGUACAUAGAGCUCGUUCGCUACUUCUUUGAGAAUUAGCCUAACAUUCUGGUUUUUGUCAUAUUUAUGGGAGCCCUGACUUUUCUUUUUCCUUGCAGAACAACCCCUGCUGUUCUGUUCUGGCAAUGGGUGAACCAGUCAUUCAACGCCAUUGUCAACUACACUAACCGGAGUGGAGAUGCUCCCAUAACCGUCAGGUAAGAAGACACUGAGUACCGCCCAAGAGCCCUGGAAAUGAAUGCAGACAUAUUUGUGGGAAAUUUGCCAUGGGAUUGCCUGAUACCACUAUAGGAGCUGCCUCUACAGGGUAGCUUUUCAGGACCCAUACCUGCCAAGGAAGCAGAUCAUCAGGCCCCAAAAAUUCUGCUUCCUCAUCCCAGAUGGCUAUAGGUGUGGACUCGGAUUAUUCCACAUUUGUUCAGGAGCUCCUUCCUAAUUACAUUUCAAGUGGAAGCCAUGACAAAACAUUGCACUGUUGAGUAAUCCUAUUCAGGGUGCCAGCCAAUUUUCAGAAUACUCCAUUUCAUCCUCCUUCCCACCUGUUUCUCUGCCCCCUACAACAGCCAGCAUUCUAUUGCUAGUGAGCAUGCUCAGUCCUCACUGGGCUGUGUUUGGGCUCCUUCCCUUCGGUUCAUAGUUUCCCUUAAGUUUUCUUUUGAACUUCUGCGAAAUUUGAGACUCCCCCAAGUCUGCUGGUACCUCCCUCUUGUGCCUGAAUGGGUGCCAUUUUUGGUGGGUGGGGAUCCACACUGGGAGAAUGAAUUCACUCUUAGCCUUUUCCCAUUGUAAAUCCCAGGAAAAUCCAUGGGAGCUAAUUCUUCAAAGUGGCGUGCCUAGGAAGCAGUGGUAGUCCCAUUUGUGGGGUCAAGAGGAGAGGAUUGCAGGGGCUGGGCUUUCCAGGAGUCAUGGAGGGAAAGCUUGAAGUCAGAAGCAAGGUAGACCGUGGUGGAGACCUCCUGUGCAGAAACGGGUAGGGAAUGAGGCAAGAAGGAACACUGGCAGUGCUAGGAAAGGUGGUAAAGAUGUGUGACUGCUUAGUCUUGGUGGGGAUUUUUAAUGGUGGGAAAUAGGAAUGUUCCUGCAUGUCCCACCCAUUGAGUACCUUUCCCAGGGGAAGCAUUAGGGCUGGGACUAGACAGGAGGAAGUUGAGGGUAUCUUAGCCUCACCUGGUUGUCUGCUUCCUUUACAGCCAGCUGGGCACUGCCUACGUCAGUGCUACUACGGGAGCUGUGGUCACAGCACUGGGCCUCAAGUCCCUCACCAAGGUAAGGGACCCGCCGGCUGUGUCUGCCCUGGCACAGCAAGAAGGAUAUGCCUGUUCUUUGAGAUUAAAGUGUCGCACUUUGGUGUUACAAACAAGACCUUGCAUAGGACAAGUGACUCUCUUUCUUUAUUUGGUUAUCUGCAUUCCCUGGCCACUGAGCAUGCUCAGCACUCACUGAGAUGUUUGGAAAGGUUUUCUUCCACUGGUUUUUUUUUUGGUGUGUGUGUGUGUGUACUUCUGCAAAUCUUUGGUUCCUCUUCCUGUUUUCUCUUGUGCAUAGGUCAGGCCUGUGCAAGGGGGGUGGGCAGCUGGGUACACUUUCCCUGGACCUAUUCAUCCUGCUGUUAAUUCAAACUGUAACACAUGCCUCCUCUCUCUUUCUCUUUCCCUUUCAACUCUUCCACCUCGGUAGCACCUUCCACCCAUCAUUGGACGCUAUGUGCCUUUUGCAGCUGUGGCAGCGGCUAACUGUAUCAACAUACCAUUAAUGAGGCAGAGGUAAGAUAGGGCUGUGUGAUGGGGAGAGGGUAGGAACCUAGGAAGAUGCCUUACAGUGAGUCAAUCUAGCAUGUGGUUUUGGUUCCUGGGGAGUGGUCAGGUGGGAUAAUGUGAUGGAGCUACUCCACAUUGUUCUGUGGUCCUAUACCACAUUGUUCCAGACCAUCCUUUUCUGGAGAUCCAGCAGGACAGAUAUGGUCCUGUGCUGUCUGGUGGGGUGGGUGGGAUUUGUAGUCCAAAACAACAUCUGGAGUUGAAGCCUAGUUUAAUACUUGUGUUCCUGGUCUAGAAAGACACGAAGCACAGACACCUAGGACUCAGAAGAAUUGCUGCAUUUCUGGCAGCAAGAGAAAGGAGAGGCUGAAAAUGACAAUAAAGGGUUGUGUUAUUCCCCCCCCCCCUUAACCAUUUUUACAGGGAGCUAAAGCUUGGUAUCCCCAUUACAGACGAGAAAGGAAAUCGGUUGGGUGAGUCAAAGGCAGCCGCUCAGCAAGCCAUUGCACAAGUGGUGGUGUCUCGAAUUGGCAUGGCUGCACCUGCCAUGGGUAAGUAGCUGCUGCAUUGGCAGUGGCCAUUGGUGAGAGCGGAAGCAAAUACUUGAAGUUCCAACUUCGCCAAUAAGGGAUAAUACUUUUUUAUGGGUGGAAAUGUGAAUGAUUUUGAUUUGCUGGCUUCUCUCAAUUUUUUUGUAAGAUUCAGAUAUGAAAUAUUAUAAAUUGAGGAGUGUUUCUUAUUAACUAUUAAUUAAUUUGGAUGCUUGAUGUACAUUGAUGUGCUCAGUGACAGAGCACAUGUUUGCAUGUGGCAGGGCCCAGGUUAAACCUUUGGCACUUUUAAUUUAAAAGGGCCCUAAGAUCUGCUGAUGGAGGGCAGUACAAUGGUGUAGCCUGGGGGGGUGCCAGGGGGACCAUUGUUCCAGGCGCACAAUUGGGGAGGCACGAAUCAGGCACCCUUCCCCCGCAGAGAUCCGGCGCAUAAGUGCCCGCCUGCCGGCAGGGGCUACAUAGCACAGAGGGUGAAGAACACCCUUCGUGUCCUGUGCCCCCAUUUGAGCAUUCACAGAUUGCCUGGAGAAUAUUUGACAUAAAAAUUAAGCAUUUUGAAGAGCCCGUUAAUUUUAGUUCUGCUUUUGGUGCAUACAUGCUGUGCUAUUUUGUCAUUAUCUCCUGAAAGCUUCUACCAAGGUAGAAAUCCUGUUUAAGUUGUUGGCAUUUGCAGGGCAAAAACAAAAUGACAAUCUGGGCUGCCUUCGCACGGCAGUUUAUUCCAUUCUCAUGGCUUUCCCCUAACUUCUAAGUUCUGCAUUAUAUUUGAGCUUUCACAUGAUGUAAGAGCGACUUCUGGAACCGUAGUGGAACAUAGUGCAAGUUAAGUGCUCGUUUCCCCGUUUGCAAAUAAUAUGGAAACCAGUGCUUAACCUGUGCUGUAUUCCACUAUAGUUCUAGAAGUGGCUUUUACAUUGUGUGAAAGCAUAAAUAUAAUGUGGAAAUGUCAUGAAAAUGAAAUAAACUGCCAUGUGAAUGCAGCCAUAAAUCAAAUUCCAUUACCAGUUGGGACACCUCUGAGCUAUUAAGUUUGUGAACUACUCAUUGUGAUGUUAGUUUCUGAGUAUCCUCAAUGGAUUCCAGGAAUUCCUAGAGAAAUAAAACAACAACAACUCUAAAACCGAUUCAAAACGUGCAGGAGACAUUUGGCUGGCUGGGUGUGUCUUUAAUAUUCUCCUUCCUCAUUUUCCUUAUAGCCAUCCCUCCUGUGAUCAUGAACGCGCUAGAGAAGAGAGCAUUUUUGAAGGUAGGUCCUUUUGGAUCUUAGUUCAGCUCCCAGGCCUCCAUUCCUAUAGGCUGAGAAGGAUGUGGUUGCUUUCCUGAGAUGAGCCAUAUUUGUGUGUGUGUGUGUGUGUGUGUGUUCAGCUUACUUCUCAACCCUCAUGAACAGGAGAGGGUUAUGGGCCUCAUGUCCUGGUUGUGGGCUUCCCAAGGGCGUUCAGUUGGUCACUCUGCAAACAGAAUGCUAGAUUGCAUAGGUCUUUGGGUUGAUCCAGCUGGGCUCUUCUUAUCAGGAAGGGGAGUUUAAUUUCUUAGAAGGUGUAUUGACUGCCAUCUUGGAAAUGCUAGUGUCAAAAAUAUUCAAAGCUUCUUAAGGAGGGGUGGCUAACCCUUGGCCCUCUAGAUGUUGCCAUCAUCCCUGACCAUUGGCCAUGCUAGCUGAGACUGUGUUGUAGUUUAGCACUAUCUGGAGUGCCACAUAGGGCUUUCCUCAAGAAACGUAUGAGUGCUCCUGCUGGGUAAAUGGCUGCACCUCUGUAAGCAACAAGCGACAACAGCUGCUUUGGAAACAGAUGUAGAUGCUGAGCACGAACCAACGCCUUGUGUUUCCUUCUAGCGGUACCCUUGGAUGAAUGCUCCUCUGCAGGUUGGGCUGGUGGGCCUGUGGUAAGUGUGCUUCUUCCCUUGUACAAUUGGGAGUAUUGUAUGUCAGGAGGAGAGAACAGGUUGCCAGAGCUCUCUGAGAAGAAUGUCAGUGCAAAUUGUGGUCACAUUCACACUGUAUAUAUAAAGUGCCAUGAUACCACUUUAAACAGUCACGGCUUCCCCCAAAGGAUUCUGGGAGCUGUAGUUUGUUUACAGUGCUGAGUUUGUUAGGAGGCCCAUAUUCCCCCCCCAAAAAAAGCUGCAAUUUCCAGAGUUCCCUGUGAAGAGGAAUUGAAUGUUAAAUCACUCGGGGGACUGUAGCUCUGUGUGGGCAGCAGGGAUCUCCUAACAACUUAACGAACCCUUAGCACCCUUAACGAGCUGCAGUUCCCAGAAUACUUGGGGAAAGCCAUGGCUGUUUAAAUUGAUACCAUAGCGCUUUAAAUUUAUGGUGUGAAUCUAACCAGUGUGGGGAAGUAGAGUUCCUAUGACUGGGGAGGCUCAGGUUCAAAUCGUCUCUCAGCCAGGAAACUCACUUUCUCUCAGACCAACCUGGUCGUGGAGGCUAAAAUUGGGGGUAGCUGGUUGGGGUAUGAUGACCUAGGAGCCUUGAGCUCCUGGGAUGAAAGACAAGACAAGCAUGGAAUAAAUAAGUAAUAAAGAAACACGGCUUUUGACUAAAACCAGAUAGCACUUGGCUUACAGAAGCAAGUGAGGUAAUCUCCUGAGACAGUAUGAUUGUGGGAAUCAGGCACGGGGACCCACAUUCCAUGGCCCUUCUGGGUUUUCUUCCCUGGCAACUGUGACUUGACCUUUAGGCUGAUCAGGAAUUCUACCAGUUCCUAGUAAUGUAUAUCAGUUUGAAGGUGUUGAAAUUUCUGAGUGGCAACCUGUUCCAUUCUGAAUAUUUUAACUUUUGUGGGUUGCCCCCCCACAAGCCCCAUUGAAAUGACAUUAACAUGGUACCCUGCUUAUUUGUAAUGGAUCAGGCAAGGUAGCUUUCAUGACAUAGUGCUAUUCCUUUUGGAAAUUUGACUAGAUCCCCAUUCCAGGAAAAUGGGUUGGGGGCCUUUUGCCAACCUGGUGCCCUCCAGAUGUUUUUGAUGAUCAGUUGUAGUUGGGAGUUGUAGUCCAAAACAUCUGGAGAGCUCCAGGUUGGUGAAAGAGGCACAAGAGAAAAGCUUUGAUUGGGAUGCAAGAUACUGCACUCCAUUGUGUGUUGUUCGGCAUCUACAAUUCUGACUGGGAGAAAGAAAGCAGCCUAUACCCCCAACACAUAGAGCAACAUAGAACAUUGCCAUUGCCCCCCCCCAGGUUGGUGGGAGGGGGGUGAGGGUUAUUUCCCCCCAGAGCGACUCCCUUGCCCAUCCUCCAAGGCAGAAGUGACUCCUCUCCUGUCUUUGUUUUUCCAGUUUGGUGUUUGCUACCCCUCUUUGCUGUGCACUCUUCCCCCAGAAAAGGUAAGCAUGUCAUUGCAUGUUAUAUUCUACGAGAGUGGUUUCUGGGGUCCAUUUGGGGUCCAGCCACCCAGGGGGCUCGUGGCACAUACUCAUCAACUGUCUGGGACAUCCCGUUUGGAGGGGCUGCGCUCUCGAGUGAGAUCUUGUGCUCUUGCGUAUGGGUCACAUAGACCUUAAUGGACCUGUUAGUCAUGUUCAUUAACUUCAGGCAGUCUGUUCUGAGUAGACCUAGCACUGAAUGCAAGUCUCAGUGCUAAAUCUGUAUAAUUUUGAAUGGGGAGUUCCUCAUAAACUGUUUCUUUUCUUUUUUUUAAUAUUUUGCUUUUCAAAGUCAACAUUUUCACAACUGUUUACUUUCAAUUCAAAAUUUGAAAAGGUGUUUUUUCCCUUGUUUUUUUUGCCGGGGUGGGUGGGGGAAGAAGCAUUAUUUUGAAAAACAUGGCCUUUUUAAUGUUUGUGUUGCUGCGGUUUUCAUGCCCUGCUGGUGUGUUACAGUCUUGAAGCCUGAUCCUGUCUUAAGUAUAGAAGCAAUCCUAUAUUCUUUAGGAAUCACAGAUGUUUCCCCUUUCUGCUUGGGAGGUUUUCAAAUGGGGGCAAUGCCACAGUUGGGGGAAAUGCCACACCGUGUGGGAAAGAGCAUCCCACAUGAAGUUUGAAGAAGACACUUCUGGUCACCACAUGCUUGGGACCUGGUUUCUCCUUCAGCGACUGUGGUGUUCUCCAGAAGCAUACAUGGUGGACACACUGUAAGCAUCUCUUCCCCAUAAUAUACAGAUUAGCCUACUGCUGAUUUAAAACAUGACAUGGGAGGUCAUAGCCCAUUUUUCAGAGCAUGGCUGUGCACCUCUUGAGAUAGCCCUGCCCCAUAACUUUGCUUUCCAUUUCCUACUCUCUCCUUUGCCCUAAGAACUAGAAAAACAUCUUGUUUUCCUUUUUCCAGCUCAAUGCGGGUGAGCCGCCUGGAACCUGAAGUCCAAGCUCUGAUCAGGGAGAAAAACUCUGACAUUGAGGUUGUCUACUUCAAUAAAGGGCUUUGAGAGAAGCUUCCUCAUACUACCCUGGUAUGGAGUAAAAAAAACAGGAAGAAGUAGAAGAACCAGGGAUCCAGUGCUCCUGAGGAGAAAUUUACACUUUGUAAUAGUAUAAUCCCUUUUAUAUGCUGCUUUCUUAUUGGCUGUCAAGUCAUGGCAGGCCCUAUGUGUAUGAUAUAACCUUCCUGAAUUCAGGUGAACCUUAGGGUAGAUUGUAAUGUGGCAGUGUGGCAGUUGCAGUGAUGUACGUUCAUACUCUGAACAAAGCAGAAACAUUCCAGUGAUGACCCAUUUGGGUUUCAGGAGCAAAGAAGUCCUUAAGCCUAAAUCCUUACAUUACACAGAGUUCUACAGUGGUAUGUGUACAGGUGUGGAUGUAUGUGCACUAUAAUCUUAAUGAUGUAUUAUCCUAAGAAUGAUAACCUUGAGAAAUGUUUGGGAAGAGGAGAAAUCCAUGGGACACUUGAGAAUCAGUUGCUACAUGGAAGGCAACUUGCUGUCCUGGUUAGUUGGAGUUUCAUGCAUUCAGAGGUAAAGGAGAUCACUCUCCCACAUAAGAGCAUUAUGUGUUUUUGCAAUACCUAUGUUCUUGAGAUGUUUUUUCUCUAGACAACCUUUGUUUUUGCAACCAAAACAUGUUUUCCAAGAACCUCUGCAUUCUCUUCCUGUUCUGAUACUUUGCUGAUAAGAGAAAUGUACGAGAAUGACAGUAUGUGCAGCCUUGAAACCACAAAACCCAUGAUGCAGGGUGAGCGCUAGUCAAAUAAGCACACUGCUUCCUACAUAGGGAAGCAAGCAAUUGACCAUAUUGAGUUCGCAGGAAACCGCUAAAAUUCAAACAGGUUGGUGGAUUUUCUAUCAGCAAUCUUCUAUUCGGAGGUGAGCACAUGCUUCAAAGAUGAAGCAAAGAUCUGGUGUUUGCAUAAUUAUGUCAUGGGAGAUGGGAUCAUGGAAAUCAGCUGAUCCUAACAUGCCCCUUAUCUGCCCCUUGGAAACCACAGAAUUUCACAUAAAGUGGGAAGGGAUGUGUCUAUAUAUGUAGAGGCUUCACCCCUUAUGUUCUGCUUAGCUGUUUUAGCAUAACCACAGCAAUAUUUUGUACGGUUGCAUAGCUUGCUUGAAGGCCCAGGGCGAUUGAUAGGGAUGGCAUCCAAACGGAGCAUCACUUCUGCCAGCUUCAUUGGAUCAGGUGAGGGUUGUGACAGCAGCAACCCCAUGCUCAUGGGGCCUGAUGGUUUCACCUCCCAGACCGAGAAAGAAAUCUGUUCUGCUUACCCUUUCCACACACUCACUCCCCCAAACCUUUCAUUAAUACCAUGGGUGGUAUCCAACUAAGUGGUUCCUCUGGUGCAAGCAUUUUAAGAACACAAUACAAGCCUACUGGAUCAAGCCAAUGGCCCAUUCUCAUAGUUGCGGACAAAUGCCAAUGGGGAGCCUGCAAGCAGGACAUGCGUCUAACAGCACUCUGCCCACCUGGGUUUCCCAUCACCUGGUAUUAAGAGGCAUAACGUCUCUGGCAGUGGAGCUGGAACAUACUUAUUGUUGUGCAAAGGAACGUCUGCUCCCUCUCCUCUCCCUGUGUCCCCCAUCCCCUGAAUCUGUCCUAGGGGUUCCCAACCCUCAAGAGCGAAUGGGCGGGGCCUUGGGGGCACAUGGAGAGGGAACAGCAAUAUGAAGAAUUCUGUUGUGCAAGCAGAAAUCUCACCAUUUAGUUGGAGAAUUCCUAACCCCACGCUCCAAAUUUCUUAAGCACAUACCUUGUUGCUCCAAGUGAAUACUUACUUGGGUGAAUUUGUCAGGUAGAAAAUGGUCACACCUGCCUGAGAGCAUAAAUGACUCUCUUUGGUGGAUGUGGCUGUGACUGAAUAGUGGUACACAUAAGUAUCUCUUCUUUAUCUGGACCUGUACUUUACCAGAACAGUUGAGACAACCACUCUGAGGUUUUGUUUCAUUUUUACAAUCAAGCAGUACAUAAAAUCUUACAAAAUAAAUAAAAUAAUAAAUGACGUUCCGGCAUUUGGGAAGGUGUGUCUGCACAAAAGCUCUUGGGUAUCUGGUUUGAUGCUUUAUUUGCUAAAGCAGUAUCCAGUACUCACAAGUGUGCACUAACCACAAGGUUUGUUUUGGACCCUGAUUCAGCACUUUGGAAAUUACUCCAGUUUGGCUCAGACAGUUUGAAGGCUGCCUGGUUCAUCUUGGCACCGUAUCAGAAUACUGAUCUGGGAAAAGCUGAAGCUUUGUGCCUCCCCAUUGGCUGUCAUGAGGAAAUCAACAAAUUAUUAUAGCCUCUUUCCAUUUGACAGAAUUGUAUGCAAUUUGCAAGCAUAGCAAACCCUUUGGACUGGAAGAAGCCUGCCAUAAUUCCAGUCAAAAAGGUGCAGGUUUGUUUGUGCUAGACUUCUUCCACCCUUUCCCCACCUUGGCUUUCUUCUUAAAUGGAAAGCUUGAGGAGAGAUGUUGUCAUUUUUUUGCAAACACACUUUCUGACUCUGAAUCAACAUUUGCUCCUAAUAAAGAAAGUAAUGUGGGCAGGAGGUUUUCUGCAGUAUUACCCUGUGUUGAUUAUGGUACCUGCCUUGUAACCCUACAAUUCCUUCUGUCUGCCAUGUAGACUUAACUGGUCAGUGCUAGGAUCAGAUUUGUGUGUAGUGAUCAGGUGCACUGAAUCAGCGCAUCCAUAAGAUGCCUUUGGGUGGAUUUGACCCAUAAAAAUUCUCUUCGCUGAUGGUCUGAAGGGAUAAAAUGCUCUACAGCAAUGUCCAUCCCUGUAGUCCAUGCUGUUGCAUAUUCUGCACAAUCUAGCAUCAGAUUUCAUUUGCUCAGAACGUUUAGUUCAAUGUCAUUUUUGCCCUUGACUUCAGCAGCAGCAGCAGGGUCCAUAGUACUUAUUUGACCUAAGCAACACACACACAGAGCUAAACUGGAACAAGUGUGUGUGAUGACAAAUGAUGUUUGGCCUGCAAAGUAGAAUAAAGAACUGCCAGAACUGCCUUCUCCAAAGGUGGAUGAAGGUCAGUGGCUUAAUCCAGUUUUAUGUACUUUUUAUCCCUGGAGCAAAUCAUUUAUUUUAAUCUGAGCAGAACGCCUGGGUUUGCAUGCUUGCUUCCUUUGUUAAAUGUCAUCUUUGCUGGAGCCUCAGAGUUCCAUCAGGGGUUACUAUAUAUGCUCUUUAUCACACUCGCUUAAUGAGACCUCAUCUGAUCCAACUCUUACAAGCUUAAAAUGGUUUGAGUCAGCUUAUUUUUCUUUUACUGUGUUGGGUUAUGUUUGAGGCUUAUUUUACCAAAUGCAAAGCAAUGUUUGUGCAGGAAUCCUCAUUGAUUCCAUGUUAUACCUCUUGUAUAGCUUUAAAUAAGGCAUCUGUUUCCAAAUAAAGAAUAUAAUUUCUGUCUCUUGCA